Messenger RNA from Salvia splendens (bonfire salvia), 1025 nucleotides. RefSeq names its product pentatricopeptide repeat-containing protein At4g38150. Gene Ontology annotation, molecular function: protein binding. The record is from RefSeq and is a predicted model, not a curated record. Bases 121 to 954 code for a protein of 277 amino acids. The transcript has a single exon. NCBI's taxonomy places the organism in Eukaryota, Viridiplantae, Streptophyta, Magnoliopsida, Lamiales, Lamiaceae.
AGAAUAUGGUGUUCAUGUAUGAACUAAAACUAUAUUAAGCGAAGUGGAAACUGAAGCACGUAAUUUUGUGUUUCAUUGCGCCAGAAAUCGCACCGUUCUACAUUCCUCCACCGAAACGCCAUGGCGCUGAAAUCCUUCUUCCUCUCCAAAUCCCAACUUCCCACUCUCUUCAACCGCCUCUCCUUCUCGCCGUCGCCGCCUCCUUCCAGAUACUCCUCCUUCCGCCAAACAACUCCAUUCUGCACCACUCCCGAAACCAAAAAACUAAACCCUAAACUAACAAACUUCUCCCCAUCCGAUUCAGACUCCGACUCCGACGCCGCACCGCCACGCCCCGACAAAUCCAAAUUCCCGCCGCCGUACAACCCGUUCAGCAAAGAGCCUGUCAUCAGAGAGCCCGACGACCCGAAGAAUCUGCAGGAGGUGUUCGCCAAGAUACGCGAGGACGGCCUCAUGAACAGCGCAGCCAAGAUGUUCGACGGAUUGUCCCAAGACGGCCUGACCCACGAGGCCCUCGAGCUCUUCUCCCGGAUCAAGGACCGAGGCGAGAUGCCCGACGUGAUCGCCCACACGGCCGUGAUGGAGGCCUACGCCGACGCCGGCCAGGCCAAGGACGCCCACAAGGUGUACCUGCGGAUGCUGGCGAGCGGGGUGGCUCCUAAUGCCUAUACUUAUAGGGUCCUCAUCAGGGGGCUGGCCGAGGCCGGUGCGGUCAAGGAGGCCAGCAAGUACGUCGGGGAGAUGGUGGGGCGGGGGAUGAGGCCGAGCGCUGGGGCAUGUGUGGCCGCGGUGGAGGGGCUGCUGAGGGCGGAGAUGGAGGAUGAGGCUACGCGGUUGCUGGAGAUGCUGAAGGCGAAGGGCUUGGCGCCGGAAGAGGGGAAGAUUAGGGAUUUGGUUAAGAGUAGGAGAGGGAGCGUUCCUCGUUUGGUUAUGAAUGUUUUGUAUGGGAAGUGAAUGUUUUGUAUGGGAAGUGAAUGUUUUGAUGAUAUCAAUUUUAAUCAAACCAAGCUCAUAAAUAGUGGAAA